GGCGGCGGCCGGACCGGGAGCGCGGCUGCGGCUGCGGCUGCGGCGCGGAUGUCAUGUGGCCUGUGCUUUGGACCGUGGUGCGUACCUAUGCUCCCUAUGUCACGUUUCCUGUGGCCUUUGUGGUCGGGGCUGUGGGUUACCACUUGGAAUGGUUCAUCCGGGGAAAGGAUCCCCAGCCUGCGGAGGAGGAGAAGAGCAUCUCUGAGCGCCGGGAGGACCGCAAGCUGGAUGAACUGCUAGGCAAGGACCACACCCAGGUGGUGAGCCUUAAGGACAAGCUGGAAUUUGCCCCUAAAGCCGUCCUGAACAGAAACCGCCCGGAAAAGAAUUAACGAAAGACACAGAGCCCUGUGGGCCCUUGUGGGCCACCACCGGCCCUGCCACCAUGUCUGCGCCGCUCCAGAACCCACAUCUGAUUUGCUUUAUGGCUUAUUCUGGCCCCUCGCGUACCACCCGGCCAGGCAGACGUGUGAGCAGCGGAGGGGCCGGUGAAGAGGAAGGCCCUUGAGGGUGCUGCUGGCCUGAAGGCUCAUCUGUCAGGCUUCUGCUCGUCGGGCGCACGGCUGGGAGGACUGUCAUGAAAUGAAUGACGGCUGUCUGUUUCUUUGGGGAGGCCCCCCUGGCCUCACGUGGGAGCGGCUGGGGUUGGGGUGCUGCCUUAGGAGGUACACCUGCGUGCCCAGUUCCAGUGCACACUGGGAAGAAUGCAACCAGCUGCCUGCCUCCCGUUGCUGGCUUGCCCACCCCCCUCUCACGCUUCCUGAAAUCCUGUCCUGUCAGCUCAGGAGUGAGACUCCCUGGGGAGGAAAGCCUUUUACUGUUCUUGGAAGCCCAGGCUGCGUACCUUGGGGCAGGGGGAUAUGCUUGAAAACAGUCUCAUUCUUCGCACACACCCACCCCCCCAUCACUGUAUGGUACAAAACCUGAUUAAAGUGGCAUCUGAGAACUGUC
Messenger RNA from Canis lupus familiaris (dog), 951 nucleotides. It is a transcript of the gene SMIM12, whose product is annotated as small integral membrane protein 12. Lineage: Eukaryota; Metazoa; Chordata; Mammalia; Carnivora; Canidae. The record is from RefSeq and is marked validated.